Porites evermanni is the source of this 5330-nucleotide messenger RNA. The record is from the annotation of a GenBank genome assembly. Lineage: Eukaryota; Metazoa; Cnidaria; Anthozoa; Scleractinia; Poritidae.
AUGAAGGCUGUGUCAUCUAUUGAAGCUGCAGUGAUGUACCUAGAGGAUGAAUCUAUUACCUUUCAAAUGCUAACUCUUAUAAGUGAUAACUCUGGAAGAUUUCUGGAGCUUUGCGGACAAAUGGAACAGAUUAUUAAAGAGAGGAGUAAGGAAUACUUGGAACAACUGUUAAACCAACGUAUCAUCGAGCUAACUGCAUUUCGAGAAGAACGAAAGAAAGUUGGUUCCUUUGUCAGGAUGUGUGCGCUCAUCACACAAGGUAAACAACGAACGUUGCGCGGUUUUUGACGUUACGCUCGAUACGUUAAUGGCGCAUUUAUAGAUUAAAUCUUGGUUUUCUCUUUUUUCUAGUAAAUGUAGAUGAAUUGUCGAGGAAAACUGUUGUGGACGCUUCUUGUUUGCCGAUUAAAGACCUGGCAUGGUCAACAGUUGUUAAUGGUAAAGUACGCCCAGUGGUAACCUUCUUUCAGCUCUCGCCUAAGGCAAAGGCAAUGAUUUCAGAGCUCAGCACACUAUGCAACAGUACACUUCUUCGACGAUUUUGGAUUGAAAAUGGCAAAAAGGCACUUUCACGCGUUGCACAAAGGCAAGGACAUAAAGGCUUACUAAAUGUCGACGAUGUUGAAGAGUUGGUAUGGGCACCAUCAAUUAAACAGCUGCAGUCGUUGCAAGAUCGUUUUAUGAACUGUACCAUUUCGUUUGGAGAGAUUGACAAGUUCUUUACGGUUUUCAAUAGUAACCAAGACCUCGCUAACGAAUUCAAGCUUAUCACCUCAAGAAAUGGCAAUAUAUUAGCAGCCCGCGAAUCGACAAUCGACACUCGCAUUGAGCAGAUAAUUGAAUACUACAAAUUGCAAACCUGCACUGCCGCCGCUGGUAACAUUUUGAAAUUUAAAGACAGUUUGGGCCUUCAAGGAGAUUUUCAGGCAGUAAAAGAUCUACAAAAUCAGGUUCAUAGUAACCUUCACUUAAUAAAAUUGAACUUUCUUCCCUAUGUGGAAAACCUUGGAAUUUCCAGCUUGCAUUUUAACUCCUGACUGGUUCGUGUCACUUGUUAUCGUAAAAUAUUUAACAUUUUCUUACCCUUUUUACACAGAUGACCAAGGAAUUCAAACAGAAACCACUAACGACCAUGAAUGCAGCUUUACAACAUGCAGGCAGAUUAUUGUCGCUGAUAACGCCUGAGCGUGCAGAUUGUCUUGAAGCUGUUGCUGAAUGCAAAGAUCUCAUAUCUUGGAUAAGGAAAACGAUCAAAGGUAGAAUAUGCGGUUGCUUUAGCUAUUUUCAAUUGCACUUAAGAUAAGUGCGUUUAUUGAAAAGAGACGGAAGCGGCGAUGUCUAAACUGUGUUGCUACAUAACCGUUGAUAGGACAUUGAGUUUUGACCUUUUAUUGUGACCUUCUAUUCCUGAUAUUCAAUGAUUGAACUAUGGACUAAGCAAGUCAACGUAUACUGGUCACUCCUGCUCUGCAAACAGUGAGUGAGAAACAAAAUGUUGUUGGUCAGACCCUCUUAGGCCAAAGUUACUAUCGCUACCACUACUUGUCGGCAUUUCGCUGGGGGGCGUUUACCAUUCUUACUGGAUUCUCGACUGUGAUAAAGAGUCUUAAAAACUAAAUCAUUAAAAACGCUACCACUAAUCGUGAUAGUCACUUAAUGUUUAGCUUAUAAUAUAUAGAUAGUUAGAUAGGUAGACAUGAGACAGACACAGACCGGCGGACAGAUGCUAAAACACUUACCGUUAAAAAGGGCAACUUAAAUGGCAAUUGAUCCAACAGAAGGCCUGGAUUUAGUCGUGACUGGAACUUCUCCUCUUGGGAAAAGCUUGUGGAACCUCAAUAGGCCCAUUUCUCGUCGUCGUCUUUCCCGACACCGUCCACCUCUGUCAGGAGAUCUUGUGAGUAAUAGAGUAUGUGAGAAUACUUCGGCGCAUUUAUCUUUUCUUGUCGAACUCUUUCUUAGGCCCUCAAGAACUCAAGGUCCUUGUGGAUUUGGCGAUAAUCUCAGCUGGGGAGGCAGACAUAGAAACGUACAAGAUCACGUGUCUACAUACCAGCUGCCUUGGCUUUGCCCCCCUCAUCUUUGAUUUGAAACCUUCCUUUGGAUUUAAGAAACUGAUGAAAGCUUGUGAACCAGUUUGGAAUGCUGUGGAUGCUGACCCCACCCUUCCAGAAAAAUUGGUAGGCUUGUUUAACAUAGAGUAUGGCUAAAUAUGUAAAAUCUUCAUUUUGUCGCAAGUGUGAUGGGACUUGAACCUAUCAUUUCUGAGUAGCGGUCUAUUUGGUUGAUUGCGUGUUAUUUAGGAAUGGAAUUUUAAUUUACCUGAAAGGGUAAUACAAAUAUUCCAAGUCGUACAUUUUUGAAGAAGUAAAAGUAAAAUAUCAGACGUCCAGUACUUCUGUACUAAGUGGUAAGUUUGGAUCAUUUUGAAAUUCCGUUUAAGUAGUUAAUUCUUUCUACGUUGAUUUUACCGCCUUAACCUCCUAGGGUACUAACGUAAAGUCAAGAAUGUUGUGAUUGCAUCUGGGUAUCUUACUGCAAAUGAAAUCUUAGGUCCUUGUCCAUAGUCUGAUAGAUGUGCGUUAAAAUGUCAUAUUUCCUAAGUCUUCUUAAACAGGACAGCCAGCCAGGACAGCCAUUAGGGAUUACUACAAGUAUUCCUUCUACCCAAGGACAAUUACAGAAUGGAAUGAACUCCCAAGGAAUAUAGCUUACUCCAAUUCAAUGGCUGCUUUAAAAAUUGCAAUUUGAAACAUUUAUUAACACUUUUAUUCCUUUGUGGUCAUAAGCGCCUUUUCAGUCACUUUUGUUUUCCCUUUUUUAGAGCGGUCUGAAAUGCUCAGUAUUGAGUGACAGACCUAAAUGGUAAAUGUACAUGGAAAUGUAAACAGGACAGUCAUACAAAAGAUGACUACUUUAAACUUCACAAUAGGCCAUUUCCGAAUUCCCUUAAGCCUCUUUUUCAAAGUGAGUGCUGGUGCACAUCUUUUCUUUUUAAAAGAGGUUAUGAUACAAAUGCAGGUUAAGCUCAUUUUUAUCUGAAAGCUUGUCUACCAGGCCUCGCUUUGAUAGAGAGGCUGACUGUAACUUAGAAAUGGGCUGUAUUCUGAUGCUUUGUCAACAGGACUACUCAGGAAACUUGGGUUGCACUUCUGCGUAUGAGUAUCAUCAAUUUUGCAUUUGUUGCCAUUAACUUCCACAUGUAGUAUUUCAACUUAUUUCUUUGUCUUUUUGCUUGCUUUGGUCUUAUGCAGGUAGCCACAAGUGAACAGUUAGAGUGGUUGAAGGGGGUAAAAAAGUCUCAUGGUUCAGUAGCAAUGUCCUCUCUGAUGGAAGCUCAAGCUAUUAAUGAAAAGGGUGUAUACCGUGUUGGUUGUCCCAGUAAGGAUGCCUGGACAUCAAUGGAAACGUUGUCACUCGAUGCUGUGAUUGAACUCACGGUAGUCGCAGACAAGAAAAGAUUGACUCUUGACAACCUGAAGGAUUUACAAAGUAAACUGAUGCUUAUUGCCGCCAAAGCUUCACAUGGAAAAGAAGACGUGGACCGAUUUGUUGAUGUAAGGCCAACCUUAGAUAGUUCUUAAGUCUGGUCAGUUAAAUUGAAACGGUUUAAAUGCAGUAUAGGGUGAAUUUUUCUGCAACAUAAUAGAUGUGAUAUUUUGCCUGACGUUUCCUUUCGUGGCUCGAGGGUACUUUAAUCUUAUAGGGUUACAAUUGCUUACAGAUGAACGUAAAGUGUUAGAUGUACAUGGUUUUCUUGAAUGGAUUGUGACAAUCGGCAUUUAGGAUUGCCCACAGCGUUUAUUUAGUUGUUCCUGGAAUUACUGAUCACUUUCGUUAUACUUUUUCUUCUAAAGGUUCUUCAGUUUUUGUUUUCUUUCGGAAUUAACAGAUCUUGCAAUGUGUUCAGCGACUUGCUACAGUGUACAUCGCUCUUUGCAAAGCUGGAGAAGUAAGCCAUCUCCGUUGGAGGUAUGAAUAUCAGUGUACACUGCGGCUCUCUACCAACCGCGCCCUUACACAGGAUUUGGAAGAACAAAGUGCCCAGAUGGAACAGUGUCUUGAGUUGUGGAAAAAAGAGCUGCAUACUAAGCGUAUUCUGUACAAUGAACUGAAUCAUUUUACCACCCGUCAGUUGUUGUUCCUUCGAAAACAGCUGGCUGUUGUUCAGGGAAGAGGUCCCAGGGCUGUCGAUAACAUUCCUCUUGCGGUUUAUAACCUGUUGGAGAGUGUGUUACCUGGGGUGGAGCCAGCUAUCCUUAAAUCUGUUCUUAUCUCUUGUGGAAUUUGCAGCCAACAAACCGGCGACAGUAUCGUCAGAUCGUAUGGUUCGACCGGCCCAGUUGAACCCAGCAUUCUAUUGCACCAGCCGAGGUCGAAAUCAUCACAUGAAGAGGUGUUCCAAACGCUUGUAGCAAAAUUGGAAUCGAUUGGUUACUCAGAGACUGAGAAGUUUGCCAUUGCAUCAAUGAUAUCAUGCAAAGAUGCCAGCGAAUUAGAUCUCUUUGUGUGGUGUGUAAAAAACGUUGGCAACAAAGAUCUAAUUGAUGCUAGUUACUCAGAAGCCCUUCGUGACCCCAGAUAUUUGGCACUUAUCGAUAAAGACAGUACCGCAUCUAUAGAAGAGGAAGGGUGAGUUACAUACCAGAUGGUUUUAUUUUUUAAAUAAAUCUCCACGUGAAACUAUUUAAGCGACCUUAACUCCCACAAACCCCCUGUAGCUCAGUGGUAGAACACCUGGACCAGAAUGCUUUCGAGCCGCCUGUCUCACUGACUGAAUAAGCAUCUUUCUUAUUUCUCCACGUUUGGAAAGGCAAAUUGGGUAUAAAAACACAUUCUUGUCACCUUAGGCGAAAACUGAUGGUACAAUUUUCUUUUUUUAAUCAAACGUUAUCCCACGACCUUUAAAUUUUCUACGACUGUAACCACCGAGGAACAGAUAGCAUGUUGUGAUCACGUUGUUAAUAUUAGGGUGUGGUUUCCCAAAACUCGAAAACUAUACUUGACCAGCAGUGGCACUGCCAUCAUGGCAUGAGAUAUGGGGAAAUCCAGUGAUGUUUUUACAACAAUGAAAGUCAUUGGCAUGCGUAAAUGUUUCAGUUUUGUUUCGAACUAUUUACGGUUCUUGGAUAUCUGACGUUUUUUGAUUUCGUUUAAGUUCUUCUGCAGCGGAUAUGAUGAUUGAGCCCGAAGAACUUCCUGAACCCAUGGAAACUACUUUUACUUCUGACCAGACAGCAGGCGGGGAGUUCUUAAGCCUUGACGAGCUGGGAAAAGUUCUAAGCCAGCUUGCUUUGCAAGGUGUGAUUCAGCAUUCACCUAUAGAGAAU